AUGGCCGCAGAGCCUACAGGGCGAGGGAGAGUCCUGAAGAGACACUCAUGGGUCUGCGUCUGUUCUUGUGUUUUCUUUCUCCCCCAGCCGAAACAACUUCCUGACAAGUGGCAACAUGACCUUUUCGACAGUGGAUUUGGGGGUGGCGCAGGCGUCGAGACUGGUGGGAAACUGCUGGUGUCAAAUCUGGAUUUUGGAGUGUCCGACGCUGAUAUUCAGGAGCUCUUUGCUGAAUUCGGAACUCUGAAGAAGGCGGCUGUGCACUACGACCGCUCCGGGCGCAGUUUAGGGACAGCUGACGUGCACUUUGAACGGAAGGCAGACGCCCUGAAAGCUAUGAAACAGUACAACGGGGUCCCUCUGGAUGGCCGCCCCAUGAACAUCCAGCUCGUCACGUCACAGAUUGACACGCAGCGGAGACCCGCGCAGAGUGUAAACAGAGGCGGGAUGGCUAGAAGCCGUGGCUCUGGAGGUUUUGGCGGCGGCGGCACCCGGAGAGGCGCUCGCGGAGGGAGCCGGGGCCGCGGCCGAGGCACUGGCAGGAGUUCAAAGCAGCAGCUGUCUGCAGAGGAGCUGGAUGCCCAGCUGGACGCUUACAACGCGAGAAUGGACACCAGUUAAAGAGCGCGGCGGAUCCUCGAGCGGAGCAGGACCCAGAUGUCUCCUCCAUGCUCCCUGGUGGGAGGGGGCGGUGGACUGGGGCUGUGCAGCCAAUGAUGGAUUUGUUUCUUUUAUGUUUUAAAAUAGGAUUUAAAAACUCAUGUAAAGGUUUUUUUUUUUCUUUCCCUUUUUUUUUUUUAAAUUCUGAAGCAGCCCUGUUUUGUACUGAGUUAUUUUUGGGAUAAAUGUUACCGGUUGCCAUUGUGGGGAAGGUGGUGUUUUCACCUUUGCCAUAAUAAAACAGAAACGUGUGUGGAACUGGA
This is a messenger RNA of Ailuropoda melanoleuca (giant panda), 923 nucleotides long. RefSeq names its product Aly/REF export factor (gene ALYREF). NCBI's taxonomy places the organism in Eukaryota, Metazoa, Chordata, Mammalia, Carnivora, Ursidae. Gene Ontology annotation, biological process: mRNA export from nucleus. Gene Ontology annotation, cellular component: nucleus. The transcript has 6 exons. The record is from RefSeq and is a predicted model, not a curated record. Gene Ontology annotation, molecular function: mRNA binding. Bases 1 to 621 code for a protein of 206 amino acids.